Molecule: messenger RNA, 1134 nt
Organism: Bipolaris maydis ATCC 48331
Lineage: Eukaryota; Fungi; Ascomycota; Dothideomycetes; Pleosporales; Pleosporaceae
Source: RefSeq, a predicted model, not a curated record
AUGGCGGAGUUUAAUGAUAUGCCAGCAGAGAUACGCAACAUGGUUUACGAGUCACUACUUUCCCAGUCGCAAUCCCAAAACACCGUUGAGCCUCUCCGCAGCAAUAACGCAUUCUCCCUGUUCACUGUUUCCAAGCAAAUCCACGACGAAACAACAUCUUACUUUUAUCAAAACAACAAUAUCAACAUUUACACGCCAGCGCGGACGACUGAGACUGCUACAAUUAUCCCUCCCAUCCCCGAUAGGUAUCUUCGGUUUCUCGGCCGCGUCAGGGUGCUGGCCACAAUCGCCACUGCAGGGUCAAGUACACACACCAAGGUAGCCGGCACCAUCGCAUCCCUAGCGACUAUCGGCGCAAAGUUCGAAGAUGUCCACAUCUUCAUCAAUUCCUCGCUCUCUCGGCUGGUUAAUAAAAUGGCCGAUGACUCGAUCCUGGACGCCAAUCACCCAAUCACCGUUGCCUUGCAGAAGUUACUCGACUCGGGUGUCGCUAAGGUUGUGCGUCUUUCUCUCCCUGGCGCUUGGCUUACCCCCAGUGUCACUCAGCAUCUCAAGAGCCAGUAUGGAGAUCGUGUUCUCUUCAUUGGUCCAGAUGGAUUACCCUGUGAUGCGACAUGUGUCGAGAAGUCAAAGACCGGUGUCCAUGUAACCAGGCACAUGGCUACACUAGGCGUUGACCAAGAAGCCAUGGAGCACGCCUAUUCUAACGACAAAGACGAACUUGACCAAACAACUCCUUCCUCUAUAGCAUCAUCAUUCGGCUCAGCGUUGGCAGAUCUGGAUACGUUCUCCGUCACAAGAUACGAGACCAGCCCCGAAGAUACUAAGAACGAUGACUCAACGGGUGACUCUGCAGGUGGCGACUCUUUCUUCUCCGAAGCCGAGCUUGAAGAGUGGGCAACUUCUGGUGAAGAUGAUGGGCAAGAGGAGUCGUCACAACCCGAGGACAUGGAUGUCGACGACGAGGAGCUUGACGAAGAGCUUGACGACAUGUCCAACGAUGGUUUUGAUACCAUCAUGGGUAACAUGGACGAUGUGGCGCAUCACAUUGCGAACGAGGCGGAUAUCACGUACCUGGUCAAUUUUGCACCGGAUUUGCUCCUGGCUGGACAUAAUCUUGAUCAUUUGAUGUAA